AAACCGAAACCUAUUUCUUCCGUCCGUCAACAAAUUUUGCAAACUGUCUCCAAAUUUCCGAACACUUUCUCAGCAAUGUCUCGCCACAGCCCUCCGGCCGGCGCCCUUGCUUCCUUCACUCAAACUCUCGCCGCCGACGCCUCCAUGAAACCGCCGCCGCAGAGACCGAUUGUGUUGGCUGACCUCAACGUUGACCCGCCGGACUCCGAAAACUAUGCUUUCGCUUCUUCCUCUUCGCCUUCACUUCCUAUUUCAAGGAUAGCUCUUGAUGAGCCGGUUGUAGAAAAACCUGCCUUUAUGGCCAAAGAUGCUGAUGCACUGGACAUGGAGACUUCCUCGUCGAAGAAAAUCGGGAGGAGCCGCACGAAAAAUAUUAAGGUGGAGUUCCUUCUAGAUUCCGUUGGAGCAGACACAGAUGCUGACCAAAGUGGUCAAGGGGUCACUAUCCGUGAGGAAAAAGUUAGCAGCCUAAAGACUGGUUUGGUACAUGUUGCUCGGAAGAUGACAAAGAAUAUGCAUGCUCAUUUCAUACUUGGCUUGAUGUAUCAAAGGAUGGGUCAACCUCAAAAGGCUAUUUUGGCUUACGAAAAAGCCGUGGAGAUAUUACUUCGUUCUGAAGAAGAAAUCGAUAGACCAGACUUGCUUUCUGUGGUGCAGCUUCACCAUGCUCAGUGUAUACUUCUAGAAAGCCUGGAGAAUUCUAGUUCAGAUAAAGAACUUGAACCUCACGAACUUGAUGAAAUCUGUUCCAAACUGAGGGAGUCCAUUGAAUCAGAUGUUAGGCAGGCAUCUGUCUGGAACACGUUAGGUUUAAUUCUUCUUAGAACUGGUCGCUUGCAGAGUGCUAUAUCUGUAUUUUCUUCUUUGUUGGAGAUUGUCCCUGACUACUUGGAUGGGCUUGGAAACCUUGGAAUUGCAUAUCUUCAAGGUGGAGAUUUGGAACUUUCAGAGAAGUAUCUCCAGGAUUUGAUUUUAAAGGAUCAAAAUCAUCCUGCAGCUUUGGUGAAUUAUGCUGCCCUCCUUCUAAUUAAAUAUGGGUCAGUUAUUGCAGGUGCUGGGGCUAAUGCUGAUGCUCAAACUUCUAUGGAUCAUGUUUCAGCAGUCUGCAUUGCUAAGGAUUGUUUAUUAGCAGGGGCAAAAUCUGACCCCAGAGCAGCUCAUAUUUGGACUAAUCUGGCCAAUGCGUAUAAUUUGAUUGGAGAUCAUAGAACUUCUGGAAAAUGCUUAGAAAAGGCCGGAAAACUGGAUCCAAAUUGUUUGGCCACACGAUACGCUGUUGGAGUUCACCGAAUCAGAGAUGCUGAAAGAUCCCAAAAUCCUAAUGAACAGCUUACUUGGGCAGGAAAUGAGAUGGCUUCAGUGAUAAGAGAAGGAGAUCCGGUCCAUAUUGAACCUCCAAUAGCAUGGUCAGGUCUUGCUCUGGUCCACAAGGCUCAGCAUGAGAUUGCAUCAGUGUUUGAAAUUGAUCCUAAGGAAUUGUUGGAAGUUAAAGAUCGUGCCAUGAGCAGUCUAAAACAGGCUAUAGGAGAAGACCCCGAUGAUGCUUUACAGUGGAACCAAAUUGGGCUUCAUUGUCUUUGUACACAGCAGCUUAAAAUGUCUCAGACAUACUUCAAGUCUGCAGUCACUCGUCUUAAUGACUGUGUCUAUACAUGGUCAAAUCUUGGCAUCUCUCUUCAGCUUCUUGAGGAAUCUACCCAUGCUGAAGAAGUGUAUAAGCACGCCCUAUCAUUAGCUACAUCUCAACAAGCGCCUGCUAUAUUUUCCAACCUCGGGAACUUCUGUCGCCAGAUGAGAAAAUAUGAAAGCGCCAAAGCAAUGUUCAGCAAGGCUCUUGAACUGCGGCCUGGUUAUGCUCCUGCCUAUAAUAAUCUCGGUCUCGUGUUCAUAGCUGAGGGUCAAUUAGAAGAAGCUAAGUUCUGCUUCAACAAGGCUACUGAAUCAGAUCCAUUUUUGGAUGCUGCUAAAUCUAACAUGAUUAAGGUGGCUACCUUGUAUAGAAAGGAUGUGAGCUUACAUUCAGCCUGAUAUUUGAUUAGGUGAUAUGGAGUCGGAGAUCCUCUGAGAUGACCAGCAACUCGGGAAGUACAGACCCUUUUUGUUUGUGCACAUCAACUAUGUGCCUUUAUCUCACCUUCAUUGAGUCAGCUGAUCAUUUAUGCGACUGUACGCAAAUCACUGUUCACGGCAGCUUUAAAUGGGUUAGCAACUGGCCGUUCUAUCUUCUGCAAUAUUUGGCCUCGCUUUCUGUCUGGAUAUGUUCCGGUCUGUGUUGUUGGUCUAUUCAGAUCGUUCAACUUCAAGUUCAUGCCCUGGCUUACUCUGCAUUCACUGCUUCUGGAAUGAUGAAAUGGAAGUGUUGCUCAGGGAAUUUCAUUGACACGAAGAGAUCAGACUACUGUCAGGGAAACACUGUUUCAUUCAGCGACGGGAGCCAGCUUAGGCCAAGCCGACGCCGCUCCAACGGAGUGAGGUGAGGUCGGGCAAAGAAGAAAUGGUGCUUACGGAAGUUUCAGUCAUUAUGGAUUUGAUGAAAAGGAAAGAGAAGCCAUAAAUAACAUCUUUAACAUUUUUUAAACUGUGAAAGUGAUGUGUAGAAACUUGUUACAUUCAUGUUAAUGUUAAUUCUUUAUUUUCUAUAAA
Messenger RNA from Salvia splendens (bonfire salvia), 2643 nucleotides. Its product is annotated as probable UDP-N-acetylglucosamine--peptide N-acetylglucosaminyltransferase SPINDLY. The transcript has 12 exons. NCBI's taxonomy places the organism in Eukaryota, Viridiplantae, Streptophyta, Magnoliopsida, Lamiales, Lamiaceae. The coding region runs from base 76 to 2028 and encodes 650 amino acids. Gene Ontology annotation, molecular function: protein binding. The record is from RefSeq and is a predicted model, not a curated record.